Molecule: messenger RNA, 1272 nt
Organism: Arachis stenosperma
Lineage: Eukaryota; Viridiplantae; Streptophyta; Magnoliopsida; Fabales; Fabaceae
Product: protein FAR-RED IMPAIRED RESPONSE 1-like
Exons: 4
Coding region: 1-1272 (423 amino acids)
Biological process (GO): regulation of DNA-templated transcription
Molecular function (GO): zinc ion binding
Source: RefSeq, a predicted model, not a curated record
AUGAAUGAUUCAACUUCAAAUCAGUUGAAUGAGAACGAUUUGGAUUAUUCUUCUGAAACGAAUCAUGCUGAUGAGUUCAUUAUGCAGACCAGGUGUGUUAUGGAUGAAAAUUUUGUCCCAAAGGUGGGGAUGAUUUUCAAGACACUAGAAGAAGCUGGAAAGUUCUAUAAACAUUAUUCCAAACUUGCUGGUUUUUCUACGAAAAUAAGGAACACGACUCAGAAGGGAGACAAGGUUAAGAAUCAACUAAUCAUAUGCAGCAGAGAGGAGAGGUGGAAAUCCAAGAUAUCUCUAACUUUGAAAACAAACCACUCAGCCGGGUUAAACUAUCCAGCCAGGAUCUAUGUACACAUAAUGAAGGACGUUAGUCUUUGGACAAUUUCUAAAGUCGUUUUAAAUCACUCACAUCCCUGCUAUCCAGACCGGGCAGAGAUGCUCAAACAACACAGGGAGUUAAGCAUGUUUGUGUGUUGCACCAUCAAAACCAAUGAGGAAGCCGGAAUCAGACCAAGCAAAACUUACCAAUCCUUUGUAGCAGCAGCCGGCAGCCACCGUGAACCAGGUUCUUUUGUAGGUGUGAAUCACCACGGUCAGUCGACACUUCUCGGAUGCACACUGAUGAAAAAUGAGGACAUCCAAUCAUUCAAAUGGCUAUUCGAGUGUUGGCUCCAUUGCAUGGGAGCAAGCAGAGAGCAAAGAGAGAGAGAAUUUGACGCUGCAGAUUUUCACAUCGUGAUACCGUACCCAACAAAAUCAGUAACAGAGGCCCAGUUUCAGCACGUGUAUACCCAUGAGAAGUUCAGGGAAGUUCAAGCACAAUUCAGAGGUAAAAUGAACUGCAUCACAAGAUCAAUGCAUUUUACCCUAGGUUUCAUAAUAGACGAAGUCGUAGAGCAGGUUUCCAACUCCAAAUUCAACAAGUUUUUUGUUACCUACGACGCAGUAUCUCAAGAGGUAAAGUGCCAGUGCUUGCUGUUCGAGUCAAGGGGCAUACUAUGCCGCCAUUCCCUGAGCGUCCUAAGCUUCAAGAAAGUGGAUAACGUGGCACCAAAAUACAUACUGGAAUACUGGAGUAAGAACAUAAAGAGGAGGCACACACACAUUAAGAAAAGCCAAGACGAGCCUCUACUGGAGCCGAGAAGCAAGGGAUUGGAUGAUUUGGUGUUUUGGUCGCACAAUAUAUGCGAAUUUGCAUCUGAGUCCGAGGAGCUGACCGAAAUUCUACACCGGACAUUUGACAAGGUCAUGGUCGAGAUGCAAGAAUAUCAAUAG